AUUUUAACCUUUUAUCUUUUUUUUCUAUAGUCUAAAUAUAAGAUAUUGUUGGCACUUGCCUAGGACGUGGCAUAACCAAGGCCUCUAGCGUCCUUAACGCUAGAUUACUUUAUUACUUCCAAAUAUCUCCAAUAAAUAAGUAGACACACAUUCAUACUCACUAAUCUGCAUGCUUUUUCCUCUAUAAUUUCUGUGACCAAAAAGAAAAUACUACUAGUAAAGAUGGUGCUAUGUGUUACCAUGAAUGUUUGGAUGAUCAAGCUGUGUUUGUUUCUGAUUCUUGUUUCCAAAUUAUGCAAUGCUGGAUAUUCAACAAAGUUGGAUUUCUAUCCUCCACCUUGCAAAAGAAUUGAGUGUCCAAAUUAUGAAUUGAUUGAAUCUGGAAAAGACUAUGAAAUUCGUCUUUACAAUUCUGCCAUGUGGAUGUCUACUGCUCCAAUUGAUGAUAUUUCGUUUAGGGAAGCCACCAGAACUGGUUUCCGCAGUCUCUUCAAUUACAUUCGAGGAAAGAACAGUUUCCAUGAGACAAUAGAGAUGACAGCACCAGUUAUGACUCAAGUGAAGCCAAGUGAUGGUCCAUUUUGUGCUUCCGCAUUUGUUGUGAGCUUUUAUGUACCAAAGAAGAACCAGCCAAAUCCUCCUCCAGCUAAAGGCCUUCACCUCCAAAAAUGGAGCAAAACAUAUGUUGCUGUCAGGCAAUUCAGUGGAUUUGUAGUUGAUGAUGAUAUUUCAAAAGAAGCCGCUGCCCUGAGUGCCAGUAUUGCCGGCACUAAAUGGGCAGCAGCCGUUGACAAAAGCCAGGCUGCAGAUAAUACUGCUAUUUACACAGUGGCUCAAUACAAUUCUCCAUUUGAGUUCAAGAACAGAGUUAAUGAGAUAUGGUUUACUUUUGAUUUGGACAAAGCAUCUGCUAUUUGAGAGGCUCUUGUUCAAGAAUAGAGCUAAUGAGAUAUGAUUUACUUCUGGUUUACUAUCUCAUUUUCCUGUUCGUAUUAUCAAAAGGAUAGUUGAGAAGUCUAGUUAUUUUGUAUAACCAGAACGCUACAUUAUAUAUUGCAAAAUAAGACACCUCUGUGUUGUCAAGAUCUUUCAAAAUAAUGCAAUGGCUGCAAUUUAGCAA
Messenger RNA from Capsicum annuum, 1120 nucleotides. Its product is annotated as heme-binding protein 2. The transcript has 2 exons. The record is from RefSeq and is a predicted model, not a curated record. NCBI's taxonomy places the organism in Eukaryota, Viridiplantae, Streptophyta, Magnoliopsida, Solanales, Solanaceae. The coding region runs from base 223 to 918 and encodes 231 amino acids.